Messenger RNA from Nannospalax galili (Upper Galilee mountains blind mole rat), 552 nucleotides. RefSeq names its product chromosome unknown C19orf84 homolog (gene CUNH19orf84). Lineage: Eukaryota; Metazoa; Chordata; Mammalia; Rodentia; Spalacidae. The record is from RefSeq and is a predicted model, not a curated record. Bases 1 to 552 code for a protein of 183 amino acids. The transcript is spliced from 2 exons.
AUGGACCAGCCGAAGGAUGGGGCUGCGGAGAAUGGGAACAGCUUUCUGCUGCCGACCCCCGGGACGGAGUCUUGUCCCUUCCCAGCCCUACCACCCUCGUUCCUGAGCAACCUAGAUCCAGCCCACCUAGGUCUCCCGGAGCAUCUGGCCUCUGUCACCGUCCCCAUCCGCCUGGACACGCUGUCCUACCUCCUGCACAGUGCCCUGCUGGGGACCUACAACCUCCAGCAGUCCCUCCCCCCGUGCUCCUGUGCCACGGAGGCGUACCAUGUCCAGUCAGACACAGUCAGGAGGCCAUUCAGGGGCCGGGGACGUGGUUGGGGAUAUGGGGGCUGGGAAGGUCAGGGAAGGCCUCCACGAGGCCAGGGCCCAUUGAGAUGGGGCCCUGGGAGAGGCCAGCAGUUGGACCGGAACACGACAAGGAGCCCUGGGGCUGGCCCCAAGACCCCGACGAUGACUCCACCAGCUCAGGAUGGGCAGAAGCAUUCCGGGGCGCAGGAGUCAUCCCUCUCACGGCAGCCUGUUUCCGAAAACUGGGAGGCAGAUUACUAG